This is a messenger RNA of Prorocentrum cordatum, 378 nucleotides long. The record is from the annotation of a GenBank genome assembly. NCBI's taxonomy places the organism in Eukaryota, Dinophyceae, Prorocentrales, Prorocentraceae.
AUGCUCUGCACGCCCGGACUUGGGACGGAAAAUGUGGGCACGAUGCCCAACAGCAGCACUACUUACCAAACCCAGUGCCUGUUCAUCUGUGGCAAGAGUUGCUAUCCUUUGGGGACAAUCGGCCAUCACAUCUUAUCAUGUUGUGCCGUUGCUGCGUCGCUGCACCCUUCUGGGCUGCUUGCGGCGAUUUGCAAAUUCGUUCAAAGGAUGGUCGUAGUUGAUUCCCGAGUGAGGCUCGCCCAAGGGUCCCUAUUCCGUCUGUUCAAAGUGGCCUGGUGGCGAUGCUGGUCCUCAACAGCUUUCCGUGAAACCACACUCGGGUCUUCUUGUAUUCAAAGUGGCAUGGUGGCCACGUUGGCCUUCAACGGCUUCCUGUGA